AUGGCAAUUAUAAGUGUUCGAACGGAGCUCCAUAUGUGCUCCAAAUCGUGCGGAUUCCGUGGAAUCUGCUACGAAGCUUCUGGAACACAUCUCUGUCGUUGUCCACGUGGAUUCAUUGGUGACGAGUGUGACACACUCGUCAAUCAGUUGACACUAGAGCCAAUUGGAUUUGGGCCAUGGGACCUGGCGCUCGGACUUCUCUACGUGGCUCUAUUGCUCAGCCUAGUCGCAUUUUUCGUUGUCAAUGGUCAAGGAGACAAUGAUCGAGACAUCGAGGAUGAAUACGUAAAAAUCAAAAAUCAGAAUUGA
Caenorhabditis briggsae is the source of this 309-nucleotide messenger RNA. Bases 1 to 309 code for a protein of 102 amino acids. The record is from RefSeq and is a predicted model, not a curated record. NCBI's taxonomy places the organism in Eukaryota, Metazoa, Nematoda, Chromadorea, Rhabditida, Rhabditidae. The transcript has 2 exons.